Messenger RNA from Abrus precatorius (Indian licorice), 255 nucleotides. Its product is annotated as protein RADIALIS-like 1. Gene Ontology annotation, molecular function: DNA-binding transcription factor activity. NCBI's taxonomy places the organism in Eukaryota, Viridiplantae, Streptophyta, Magnoliopsida, Fabales, Fabaceae. The record is from RefSeq and is a predicted model, not a curated record. The coding region runs from base 1 to 255 and encodes 84 amino acids. The transcript has a single exon.
AUGGCCUCAAGCAUCCUUAGCAAACAAAAGCCUUAUGAUUCAUCUUGGACUCCAAAACAGAACAAGCUGUUUGAAAAGGCACUUGCAAAAUAUGACAAGGAUACCCCUGAACGUUGGCUCAAUGUAGCCAAAGCAGUUGGUGGUAAAUCAGCUGAGGAAGUUAAGAGACAUUAUGAGAUACUUUUGGAGGAUCUCAGACACAUAGAGUCUGGCCAUGUUCCCAUUCCCAAUUACAAAUCCACUGCAAGAAGCUAG